AUGCAACAAACACAACACGUGAAUGUUUCCUCUUUGAAGUUUGAUUUUAGCAAGAUCAACAUUCCUAAUCAACUCACCCCGAUCCACAAGGAAGAAUGUUGUGUUUCUUUUGAUACACCAAAAUCCGAAGGAGGCUUGAACGUUUGCUUGAACACAUUUUUAGCCUUUUCUCAAAAGUUUGUCAGAAAACAUUUUGAAUUAACUGGUAACAGUGUAUUUUUGAAUAUUAAGAGAAUUAAGAAAUGGACACCACCUGAAGAGAAGAAGCUUGAAGAAGUUCCAACCAAAAUGGCCAUCGGUGUAGAGGGAGGGUUUAAUAUCAAAGAGGAAGAGGAAGAUGACAAAGAUCAGUAUGAUGAAUUGUUAUCUUUGGUGCUAUUGGAGCCAAACAAUGUUGUCAUUCCAUUGCCUAACAAUGAUCUACCAGAGAAAGUCAAACUCUCCAUCAAAGGUGUUUUAGAAAAUCAAGCUGUAGAACGUAAGAAGGAAGUAUUGCAAUGGGAGGGCGAGCCAUUGACUGAAGGAAAACACACUUUGACCUUGAAACAAGUUGGAGAUGUGAAGAUCCCUCCAUCUGGUUGGAAAUGUAGUCAAUGUGAUAUUACUGACAAUUUGUGGUUGAAUCUUAGCGAUGGACAUAUUGGAUGUGGAAGAAAAUUCUGGGAUGGCAGCGGAGGAAAUAAUCAUGCUGUUGAACAUUAUCAACAAACAGGAUUUCCUGUUUGUGUAAAGCUUGGAACUAUUCAAUUAGAUGAAAAUGGUGAACCUAAAGCAGAUGUAUACUCAUAUGCAGAGGAUAAAAUGGUUAAAGAUUCCAAAUUAGUUGAACAUUUAGAAUACUUUGGAAUUAAUAUUAGAGAAAUGAAAAAGACUGCAAAAACAUUGGCUGAAAUGGAACUUGACCAAAAUUUAAAUUUUGAUUUUACAAGAAUUCAAGAGAGUGACAAGAAUUUACAACCUCUUUAUGGACCAGGAUUUACAGGAAUGAAAAACAUUGGUAACUCAUGCUAUUUGGCCAGUGUGAUGCAAACUCUAUUUUCGCUUCCAGAAUUCCAAAAGAGAUAUUACGACAGAGAAAUGUCAUGUUAUACAUCAACAAGCUCAAUUGAUACUCUUUCACUUCAAAUGGCAAAAUUAGCAUACGGAUUGUUAUCGGGUGAAUACUCAAGAGAAGAGUUUGAUGAAAAUAACGAACGAAGAUAUCAAGAGGGAAUUCCACCAAGAUCAUUCAAAAGUGUUGUUGGAAAGGGACAUGCAGAAUUCAGUACUAUGAGACAACAAGAUUCAGUUGAGUUUUACCAAUAUCUUUUACAACUUAUUGAACGUGAAGACAAGAGAGUUGGGUUUGAAAAUUCUAUUACUCAUCUUUUCAAUUUUAAAGUCGAAGAAAGAAUUGAAUGCUCUGAAUCAAAGAAGGUUAAAUAUACUCACAGAAAAGACAAUUUACUUUCUCUUCCAGUUCCUCUUUCUGCUGCCACAAACAAGGCUGAGUAUGAAGAAUUCUGUAAGCGAGAGAAGGAGAGAGAAGCUAAAGAGAAAGAACUCGGAGUUGUUCAAAAUGUGAAUAGUAGACCUCUCGGUACCACAAGUGAAAAGAAAGAAGUAGUUAGACCAAAAGUUCCACUAUCGAAAUGUCUUGAGGCGUUUGCUGAGGUUGAUGCAGUUGAGAAUUUCUAUAGCUCAGCACUUGGAAGAAAGACAAUUGGUUUGAAACAAACCAAAUUAUCAACAUUCCCAGAUUAUUUGUUUGUCCAAAUUAGAAAGUUUGUUUUGGAUGGAUGGGUUCCAAAGAAAUUGGACGUUUUUAUUACAGAUGCAGAAGAGUUGGAUUUGACAAGUAUUAGAGGAACUGGUUUGAAACCAAACGAGCAAGAGCUACCAUCGGACGAGCCAAAACAAGAAUCUAUUUACAUUGACAUGCAAAUUGUUCAAAGUCUUGUUGAAAUGGGUAUUCCAGAAAAUAGAGCCAAGAGAGGAGCUUGGAAAACAAAUAAUGUUGGCCUGGAUGCUGCAAUGGAUUGGGUGUUUGAUCAUUCAGGAGAUGCAGAUAUUGAUGAGCCUAUUCCAGAACCUUCCAAGAAGCAAUCUGGUAAUGCUUCAUCCAAUGCACCAAGUGACUCGGAUGUGGAGGCAAUCAUGAACCUUGGUUUUCCAAAAGAGCAUGCUGUUGUUGCUCUCAAGCAAACCUCAAACAAUAUUGAACGAGCUGCCGAAUGGCUCUUCAGCCACAUGGAUGACAUUGAUCAGUAUUUGAGGGAAGAGACCUCAGCUAGCACUGUUACUGCCAAAGUGGAGAAGCAUGAAACAUUUUCUGAUGGCUCUGGAAAAUAUGAAUUAAUUGGAUUUGUCAGUCACAUUGGAGCCAAUACUGGAUGUGGUCACUACGUUUGCCAUUUAAAGCGAGAGGUUGAAGGACAGCAGAAAUGGGUCUUGUAUAAUGAUAGUAAGGUACUGGUUAGUGAAAACCCUCCAUUCGAUAUGAGUUACCUUUAUCUCUACAAGAGGAAAUAG
Naegleria fowleri is the source of this 2511-nucleotide messenger RNA. RefSeq lists its product as uncharacterized. Bases 1 to 2511 code for a protein of 836 amino acids. The transcript is spliced from 3 exons. NCBI's taxonomy places the organism in Eukaryota, Heterolobosea, Eutetramitea, Acrasida, Naegleriidae. The record is from RefSeq and is a predicted model, not a curated record. Gene Ontology annotation, biological process: protein deubiquitination. Gene Ontology annotation, molecular function: protein binding; zinc ion binding; cysteine-type deubiquitinase activity.